AUGGAGACCAGAACCUCCAAGUCACAGGAACCACAGGCUCUCAACUACGGGCCUAAACAAAGAAAUAGGCCUAAAGAAAGAAAAGACGUCCAGAUAAACGUAGGAUUGAUGGUGCCACAUGGAACUGAUUUAAAACCUCCAAGAGGGAAAACGCUCCCGGUGUUUACAGACCCAGACGUAGCAGCACCUGAUCUACUGAAACACGCUGGGCAGAAAAUGAGAACAUUUAACAAGGACAUGCACGAAGGACCUCAUGUCCCCUUAUGUCCCCUUAUGUCCCCUUAUGUCCUUCUGGAUCCAGACUGCUCAGAGGUGGUCCAUGUGCCGGGGUCAGAUUGGCAGAAUAUAAAGGAAAUAGGAAAGGCAUAUUCCAGGAUCACUUUUUUCAUUUGCCUAGAAAAACACUAUAAAGGAGUGGAUGAUACCUCCGACUCUGAUUCUGAAAUCGUCAUCACAACAAGGAGCAGAGCCGAAUUCAAUCAAGCUGACACUUUGGUUUUUGAACCAAAAAAUUGAAGUACUCCUAAACACAAACUAGAAGAUGAAAGGGAGGAGACGGACAUUUCAUUACCUGACAUCGUGGCAAACCUGUCGCUUCCUAUUGAUCAUAAAAGAGUCAGUCGGUUCAACAUCUCAAGGGCUAAUGUUUGGGAUGGGGCAGUCAGAGGUUUCAAGCGUACAACAUAUUCUGAAACCUGUGACAUGCUGGUCAAAUUUACUGAUGAUACUGGUGUUUUGGAAGAGGGAAUUGACACGGGUGGUCCAAGACGAGAGUUUUUAACUCUACUAAUGAAACACCUAAAAGACCGGCCCAUUUUUGAUGGACCAGAAGGACAUCGGUUCUUGGUCUACAAUGCAAAUGCUGUUAGGGAGGAUGAGUACUACCUGGCAGGAAAGAUGAUUGCUGUGUCAGUUGUGCAUGGAGGUCCAGGACCCCAUUUCCUGUCAGAAGAUCUUGUACAUUAUCUUUCAGGCCAGCCUUCAUUCAAAGCACCAAUUAAUUUAAUAACUGAUGAAGACAUAGGGAAAGCUUUGCAAGAGAUUGAGAGUGCUGCUUCAUUGGAUGCUCUGCAAGAAUGCAUGAUGAGACACAGCACAAUGUUACAGACAGCAGGUUGUCUGAGGCACGUGGCUACUGUCGAAGAAAAGAAAGAAAUCGUGUCCGACUACCUUCAGUGGUAUAUUAUUGACCGCAACUCAUCUGUAAUUGACAGAUUCAGAGAUGGUCUUUCAACCCUGGAGUUUUUGACUGCACUACAGCAACGCCCUACUUUGCUGGCCCCUGUUCUGUGCCACACUGAAAAGCGACUCACUGCUUUUGAACGUGAGAAACUCUUCAAACCCGACCUCAGUCCAUCAGGGAGUAAUCGACGACUUAAAGAAAGUCAAACCAUGGCCUAUUGGGCAGAUUAUCUCCUUGAUUGUGAAGGUUUGUUAGUUUAUUUGUUUUUUAUAACAAGUUAA
Messenger RNA from Etheostoma spectabile (orangethroat darter), 1464 nucleotides. Its product is annotated as G2/M phase-specific E3 ubiquitin-protein ligase-like. The transcript has 8 exons. The record is from RefSeq and is a predicted model, not a curated record. NCBI's taxonomy places the organism in Eukaryota, Metazoa, Chordata, Actinopteri, Perciformes, Percidae. Gene Ontology annotation, molecular function: ubiquitin-protein transferase activity.